This is a messenger RNA of Gongylonema pulchrum, 303 nucleotides long. Lineage: Eukaryota; Metazoa; Nematoda; Chromadorea; Rhabditida; Gongylonematidae. The record is from the annotation of a GenBank genome assembly.
AUGGGUGCAGAAAAAUUUGUUUAUAGCUGGAAAAGAAUUGGUGAUUUGUUAGCGGGUUGGAGUCACGGUCUGGAAGUUGAAAUGCCAGGAGUGUUAUCCGAAUUAGCGCAAUGGUUAUAUACGGCCGAACAAAUUAUUGACAGUUCAGUUGAUUUGCGGGUCGAUGAUGCGCAGCAGUCACUAGCUAAUAUCACAGAAUCGAUAAGCCACCACAAGGUUCGUAGCAGUUUGGCUGUUUGCAUUCGAAGAGAAAAGUCUGUCAUUUCAGUUAACUCGGAGAGGAAUUUCAGCAAUUCGCAGUGA